AAAAGUUAAAUUGUGAAGAAAUAUACAUCUCAGGUUCAGGGAAAUACAAUGCGAAGCACUGAUUCAUCCUUUUAGCUGGUUUCUUGAGCACCUAGCAUCUACAGUUCAUGGCACUGGAUGCUGGGGACGGGGCGAUAUGGAAGCCCCAGCCCCUGCCCUCACGGAGCUCAAGGCAACUGGUUCAGCCCCUGCGAGCAGCACCCAGCCGUUGAAGAGUCAGACUCUGGAGCUUAACAAAUGGAGUCCUGUUCUCGUCUCACAGUUAGGUGUCUGGACACCAGAGGAAACUUACCUUGAGGAUCACUGUGCUCACGUAGACUGUGACAGAUGGGGUGACGAUCGCGCAUUCUGGCUUACACCUGCUGUCCUGGCACAGUUAUUAAUAGCAUCCUCCCUCCCACUCUCAAAAAUGUCCUGGUUCGGAUGGGAAAACACCGAGGGAGGCAUCAUUUACGACUGCUGGGUUCCACAUUUGUGCUGAAGAGGGUCUUGGUUUGCAGCGAGAGAACUGUUUCAAAAUAGGGUCUGUUCCAACGCAGGAUCAAGCCCACAGAAGCUGCGGGAGGGUCGCUGAGUUGAUUUGGGUCCCAUUCUCCCUGUGGGCACCUGCCACUCCGUAUGUUCUGGUUACUCAACUCAUGGAAGCAUCAAAAUCUGGGACAGUCAGGUUUAAAAAACAAUAAACAUGUACAUACAACGAUCAGAACGUGUUUUCCUUAUGAUCACAGUCAGGUUAACCAGAUCUUAAAUUCAUAUUCUUCGGAAUGGAUAGAAAGGAUGUUAGUGUUUGUGUCGAGUCUUACAGAGGAAGUUGGAAAAAUAAUUACAUGGCAACACUGGUCUAGGUGAAGGUGGAUGGAGAUUUUGUUUUCUGUGUUGCUAUAGAAAUGUGUAUGGGAAGAUUGAAUUUUUAUACAAUUUCAUUUUUAAACAGUAUUUUUUUAAGUUUAUUUCUUUUGAGAGGGUACGCCCAGGAGUGGGGGAGGGGGAGAGAGACAAUCCCAAGCAGUCUCCACGCUGUGAGUGCAGAGCCCCCUGUGGGGCUCAGACCUACGAACCGUGAGAUCAUGACCUGAGCUGGAACCAAGAGUCAGGUGUUUAACCAACUGAGCCACCUGGGCACCCCUAAAAUUUCAUUUUUAUUUAAGUGAUAUACCUGAUGUUUAAGGAAAACAUUUAGAAAGACAGGACACUCUGUAUUUAUGAUAAAUUGGUAACUUGCAGCCUGUUUCAUUAGCAGGUAGUGAUGGCAGGAUCUUCUGGGGCCGGGUGGUCCCUGUCCUGAGGACCUGUAGGUAUCCCCAAAUCCUGCCCACCUUCUGUGGUUGGUCUUGGAUUUUAGCACAUGGAGAUGCUGGGCUCCAACCCCCGGUAUCUGAUUCACUAGAUCUGGAGUUGGACUGAGCGUUGGCGUUUCUAGCGAGUGGCCCCGUGAUGCUGCUGCUGCUGGUGGGGUGGCUGAGCGGGGGACACCCUCUGGAACCACUGCUUAGAGUUAAGUGUGGAGCGGACGGAAGGGUCCUAGGAAUCUGACCUCAAGCGCCGCCCUUAGGAUAGUGUAGUCGUAGGCUGUGGGACGGGACUUCUGUGCAUCGAUGCCAGGAGCCGUGCUGUGUGCAUAUGUUUAAUCAUCUCAGCAGCACUGCAGGGAGGGGGUGGUGGCCUCACCCUACAGAUGGGGAAAGGGAGGCCUGGAAAGGAUCACGUGACUCGUGCAGCUGCCACGUGGGAGAGCCGGGUCGAAGCCACUGCUCGGUGCCGAGACCCUUAGAAAAUGAGUAAGUGUCAAAGGCCUCACAGAGCGAAGAUGAUUCUGGUACCACAAGCAGGAGUGAGCAGCCCGAGAAUGACCGUGUGGACACCGCUUCCCCGGCACACUGUGCUCUCGUCCGUGGUGGUCUAAUUAGCGCUGACAGGAUGGCCGGAAGAUUGGCAGUUGUGGAGAACCUUGGAUGACUCUCACUCUAAAUGUAUACUGUGCCUCGGAAGAUUAGCUAAUUAAUUAGGUUGACACAUCAGUCAUCGUCAGCAAGCCGUCUUUAAACUGCACAUCUGGAACUUGAAGAUCAAAUGCUAUGCUUUAAACUAUGUUUAAAGUCACCCAGCAUUCACUUUAGGACUUUAAACGCAUCGUGGUAAAUGUUUACAAGCUACUCCUGAAUUGUCUUCAUGUGGACGUGUCCCAGUAACAUGAAGGCACGUCCCUCUCAGCCCUCCUUUCUCGGGAUCCUCUCUUCCAGACUCUCAAUUUUGGAAUGUUCUGGGGCUGAGUCCUCUGCUCUCUUCCCAGGCAAUCUCAGGCCCGUGUCUCUAAACGGCACGCAGAUACCGGUCAUUCCCAUGUGUAUGUUUCCAGCCCCAAACUCUCCCCUGAACUACAGACUGCCCACUUGCUCUCUGCCCGGACGUCUCGCAGGGGUUCUCAUGUGACGUGCACAGACCAGAGCUCAUGGUUCUCCGCCUCACCGACCGCCUCACCGGCUCCUCUCGGGGUGCCCACAGCAGGAAAUAAUGCCGUUUUUGAUCUAAGCGUUCAGGCUCAUCCCUGACUCCUCCCCCAACCCACGCCCGAUGUAUCCGUAAGUCCUCUGGGGCUUGCUUUUUGAUGUAUCCCCUCCUCUCUGGCACUUGUUGCGGGCCACCACCGUCUCUCCCUGGACUGCCGAGGCCCCCUCCUUCCUAACUGGUUUUUUGGUUUCCACCCUUGCCUCAUGAUCAUCUGAUCGGCAUUCAUUAGAUCAAAUCAGGCCUGUUCACGAUUGUCAGAUAGCUUCCUGUCACAGUGUGAGGUCAGCCCAGAGUCCUUGCCGUGGCCUGUGGCGCCCUGUACUCUGGCCCCCGAGCAGGCUUUCGAGCUUUUCCUUCAAGUGUUCUUGGAACAUGCCAGGUGCACUCCUGCCUCAGGGCCUUUGCUCUGGCUGUUCCGUCUACCUGGAGCGUUCGUUCCCCCGGGCAUGGGGUGCGCCUCCCGAGAGCCCGGGUCAGAAGCCGCGUCCGUCAUUUGCUGGUUACGUACCUUGGAAAGUUGCUCGCCCCUCCUCCUCGUAAGUGGGUUUUCUCAUCGGAGAAGUGGAGCCAGCAUCUGGGCCGUUGUGCGGUCCUGACGGGAAGCCCGGCGAUGCCAAGGGCCGGGGAACCAAAGCUCUUGUGUGUGUUUGUGCCCUGACUCCUCCAGGUCCGGUUUGCAUGGCACUCGGGGGCCACUCCCACCUUUCCCGUCACUCUCCCCCCACUGUCCCCUCAGCCCAGCCUUUUCGUUUCCCUUCUUCUAACGUGGCACUUACUUGCUGCUUUUCCGUGAUCUUUUCCCUCGUCGGGAGGUAAGCUCCUGUCAGCCACUAUUUCACCAGAGCCCAGGAGGCCUCCUGGCACACAGCUGAGGCCCACCGAUUUUUGUGGACUGAGCAAUGAAAGGCACAUAUUGGGUACAGACUCAGCCUCUUAUUGGAGAGGGGUGUGCUUCUCGGAGAGCUCAGAGGGCACAAGCAGAUAGCCCUGGUGGCCCUCCCGAGCCCCUCCCACUCAGGGUAGAGGCCACAGUGAGCCAGCUGCUUGUCGGGCUGGGGGCCUCUGUCUCUGCAAGUCAGGAGCUGUAAGGGGCAGGAGGCCACCGAUCCCGAAGGCCUGGAGAGCUGGUGGAAGAUGUGGGCUCCUGUCCCUCUUCUGACACCGCUGUGGUCCAAGCAGAGCAGAGAUUGUGGGACCCCUUUACGGUUGCCCAUUGACCGUCUGCUGGGUGUUGACUGUUAGGUUUCUUUUGCGUAGCCGGAGAGGAAGGGGAGUAGGGUACGGUGCCGGUAAGCAGGCGUGGGUUUGGGCAUGGUGUUGAGCGUUUGGCCAAAGUUGCUAGGCCCCAGCAUGGGGCAUGUGGGAGAGAAAGGUGGGAAAGGUAACUUGGGGACCAGACUCUGCAGGGCCUUGAAUGCCAGUCCGGGCACUUGAGAAUUCCUCCUGUAGGUAUCCCAGGAAGCCUCAACAUUUUAAGAAGUGUUCUCCACGCAUAUUUACACUUUUCCCAAGUAUUCCAAAUAUCAUGAAGUAAGCGGCGGAGGAGAAAAUUAAUUUCUGUUCACUUUAAAAAAGUAGUCUCAGUUCAAGUGGAAUUAUACAUUUAGGGGUGUGGGCUCUCUCCCCUUCAUGUCCCUUGGGCUACAUUUAAUUCCUGGCCCAGUCCUGACUUUGAAAAGAACAACAAAUGAAGAGCUUCUUCAGAAGGCCGGGUGCUGGUUAGCGGAGAGGGGCCUGCUGUGGCUGCCCUUCUCGAGCGAACUAGCAGGCCCGGUGGAGGUCCUCAGAACCCAGAAGCUGGCUCACGGGGAUGCCUUGGAAUCUGAGGUUCUGACCCCUCGUGGUUUGCAGGUUAGGUUAGACCCCAGGAAAGAUGGAGUGGCCGGCUUUACUUCAGGGUUCAUUUCUGUAGAGUGUCCCUUUUAGGCCUGCCCGGAUUGAAACAAAGCAGCCUUGUUUUGGAUACAGUAUCAAUAUUCAGUGAGGAUUAGUACUUUGUUGUUGUUGAUACACCCCUGCCAGAAAUAAGGCAGCUGGCUGGGUGUGGAAAAACACCAGACUGGAGUCUGUGACUUGGGUUCUCUGGCUGUGGAAGCUUGAGGAAACAUCUUUCUCUCUGUGGAUCUCAUUUUCCUCAUUUUGGAAUGAGAGGGAUGUGAACCUUAACCUUUGGAACUCUUUGAGACUUCGAUAACAGCCGUGGGCUUUCCUUCUCCCAAAAUGAACACUCAUGGUUUGGCCAACACUUCAGGACCCCCCUGAAGCCCACGAGACCAAGCGCUGUACCUGUAAGGCCCUUCCCAGCUGACUUCCCCUUUACGUCCCCCCAUUUAUGUACCUCCACCUUCAACAGGGCCUUUGCACAUGCUGCCCCUGCACAAAGUGCUGUUCACCCCUUUGUUUGGUCGAUUCCUGCUCACCCUCUGAGUGUCACCCUUCCCUGACCUCUGAGAUUAGAUUAGGUUGUCCUGCUAGACAUGCUUCCCUUACCCUGAACCUCUCAGCACAUGUUAUCUGACUCUCCCUAAGCUCUGUGUUGGUAUUUAUUAGGUGAACCCCUGAGGUGCCUCCGACCGCACAUUCUGUGAUUGACGUGUGACUGUGCGAGCAUGUCAGAAGAAAAUACCAAUCUGUGCUCUGUGCUUCCUGUGGCACUCUGCACAAGAUGUGUUGUGUUUUUUUUUUUUGUUUUUUGUUUUUUGGUUUUUUUUCUUUGGCUGAUUUCCUCUGGGGCUGGGCAGGGAAGUCACUUCAAAGCAGGGCCUAGAGGGCCCAGAAGACUGGCUCCCAGACUUUCUGCCUCAGUGCCCUGCUGAGCCUGACCUCCAGGCUGGUCCUUCCCCUUUGUUUAUGUUCUGGGCUGAGCUGCAGCUCCCACUUGGAGCCUUCCCACAGUGCCUGGUGCUUCCUCAUAUUGUUGUAUAUUUCUCCAGGGGGGAAGUGACCAACAUCAGACUUUCCUCCGAGCAGACAAAGUCCACGCACAAAGCCUCGCGUCAGCUGCCGGGCACCUGCCUCCAUCUCCUGGCCCCUUGGGGGAGGUGAAUGUGCACAUUACAGCCGUCACUUGCCUUUCCCCGUGAUUUGUCUCUUAAUUUCCCUCCAGGAGUGUUCAUGCCCUGCAGGAAAUCCAGCAGCGCCUUGUGUGGAGGGGAGGGUUCUCUGUAAGAUGCUUCAGAAGCUCGGCAGCCACAGCAUUACCUCCCUGCUUUAGGCCGCUUUCCACAUUCUAAGGUGUUAUUCUGAUAGUUCAAACAUCAUAGGUGAAAUUUUAUUUGCGCUAAAGAAAUGAGUUGUCUACCAGAAUGUUGCAGCACGUUUCCUCUGAUAUGGGGGGAAAACAAAAAACAAAAAGCAAAAAAAAAAAAAAAAACCCUUGUGCAGGUAAAUACGUUUUCUUUAAUAUAUCUGAAGCUGGAUGUUUAUAGAUUUUAAUAAAAUAAUAAAAACAACCAUCCUUUAAGAGUAUCUGCUAUGUGCCAAGCACUUUUUCAACAUCAUAUUUAACUUUUUCGCUGCCCUAUGAAGUAGGCGGCAUAAUUGUACACAUUUUACAUAAGUGAAAAACUCAGGACCAGAGAGGUUAGGUUCCUGUCCCAAAGUUGCCCAGCUGAAAGUGCUCACAGAGAUUCAAACCAGGCCCGCUGUCCUCCAGGGCCAGCACCUUCCAACUGCCCUCCUUCCUCUUCCAGUCAUGAGGAAAUGGGUACUGGGAUUUCCCAGGCAAGGAUACAGAUGGAACUCUGCUCUCUCACCAUGUGGUGGCCCUGAUCCCCUCCCCACCCCCACCCCCACCCCAUCUGUAGUGCAGGGGAGGAGCUUGGUGGGCCCUGCCCUUCUGUGAGUGAUUUGGGCUGCCGUAGUAAUGCCUCAAUACUGAACAUGUGGUCACAUAGAGUCUGAUUAUAUGGUACAUGCGUCCACGGCAUCCCUGAAGCAUUUGUGUGAAACAAGGAGCCACAGCGUAUUGGCCGUGCGGUGAAUGCUCUGUUUCUGGUAGCAGUGCGUUGUCCAUUCAGCUCAUCUGUUAGAGUCCCGUAUUGCCUCCCUAACGUGCGGACCAGAGGUGGGUCACUGGCCACAUUCAUAAGAAAAUGCAUCCCAAGUUAGAAACAGUUGACUUACUGAUGAGCCUUACAAAUGAACUAGAAAUUUGCUUGAGAGAACAACUUUGAAAUGAGGACCCUGUGGUCCAGCUGCUUCUCAAGGAAUCAUGACCUCCCCUAAUGAUUCAAAUGUCAACUUUCUGGGCAUAGGGGAAGAUAAAGAGAAUGGCCUGUCGUUAGGGUUAACCCAUUAAAGCUCAGCCUGGAAAAUGUUUCUGAUGGCACACCCAGACUCGGUCCAUUUCUGACUUUCAGCUUCUUGGUCACCUGAUUGCCCACUCCUCCCCCAGGAAAAGGCAGCGUGGAAAGUGUUUGGAAAUACAGUUCACUCUGAGGCCGCUACCGUGCCGAUGAGUAAUAGAGCGUCAAAGGAAGGCCGUGGAAGAGCUUCUGAAUAUAGGCUGACCGGUUACGGGACCCGCCGGUAGGGCGAUAACAAGCCUUUCCUUCUGGUUUCCUCCCCGGGAGUGAAGGGAGUUUGAAAGGCGGGAGGCAAAGACCUCUCAGAGCAGAAAUCAGGUUUUUCCUGCAAGAGUGUGCCAGGGCUCGCUGCUGGGUGAUUGGGAUGUCUGAGAGACGAAGCCCCUUUCAGCCGGUGCCUUGGUCCUCAGUCGCUGCUCAGCGAAGACACCUGGGCUUGGGAGAACCCUCUGAGCCCCUGGCUUUAGAAUGGGCAAUGCUGCUGAAAAACAGAAGCCCCGGAAACGAAGCCGUCUGUGCCCCUGGAAACAAGACUCUCAGCGCUCCCAUCUCUCCUCCUUCACCAUGAAGCUCAAGGACAAGUUCCACUCGCCCAAAAUCAAGCGAACGCCGUCCAAGAAGGGAAAACCAGCUGAGGUGUCGGUGAAAGUCCCGGAGAAGCCUGUGAACAAAGAGGCAACAGACAGAUUUCUACCAGAGGGCUACCCUAUCCCCUUGGAUCUGGAGCAGCAGGCAGUAGAAUUUAUGUCCACCAGUGCUGUGGCUUCCAGGUCUCAAAGGCAGAAGAACCUGAGCUGGCUGGAAGAGAAGGAGAAGGAGGUCGUUAGUGCCUUGCGCUACUUCAAGACCAUUGUGGACAAAAUGGCUAUUGAUAAGAAGGUGCUGGAGAUGCUUCCAGGGUCAGCCAGUAAGGUGCUGGAGGCCAUCUUACCCCUGGUGCAGAGCGACCCUCGGAUUCAGCACAGCUCAGCCCUCUCCUCCUGCUACAGCCGGGUGUACCAAAGUCUCGCCAACCUCAUCCGCUGGUCUGACCAAGUGAUGCUGGAAGGGGUGAACUCAGAAGACAAAGAGAUGGUCACGACGGUGAAAGGGGUCAUCAAGGCUGUGCUGGACGGAGUGAAGGAGCUGGUCAGACUUACCAUCGAGAAGCAGGGGCAUCCGUCUCCAACCAGCCCAGUGAAACCCAGUUCCCCAGCCUGCAGACCUGACGGCCAGUCUGAGGUCCCCCUGACAGAUCGAGAGAUGGAGAUUCUGAACAAGACAAGUGGCCUGUCCCAGUCAGCCGAGCUGCUUCCAGACUCUACAGAUGAAGAGGUCGCGCCCCCCAAGCCCCCCUUACCUGGCAUUCGGGUGGUUGACAACAGUCCUCCACCAGCACUGCCACCGAAGAAAAGACAGUCAGCUCCGUCCCCGACCCGGGUGGCCGUCGUGGCCCCCAUGAGUCGGGCCACCAGUGGUUCCAGUUUGCCCGUUGGAAUUAAUAGGCAGGAUUUUGACGUGGACUGUUACACACAGAGGCGGCUGUCAGGAGGCAGCCACUCAUACGGCGGAGAAUCACCCCGCCUGUCCCCCUGCAGCAGCAUGGGCAAGCUCAGCAAGUCAGACGAGCAGCUGUCCUCUCUGGACAGGGACAGCGGGCAGUGCUCCCGGAACACAAGCUGUGAAACACUAGAUCACUAUGAUCCCGACUACGAAUUCCUUCAGCAAGACCUCUCUAAUGCAGACCAGAUACCUCAGCAAGUGGCCUGUAAUCUUAGCCCAUUGCCGGAGUCCUUGGGAGAGUCUGGGUCUCCGUUCCUCGGCCAUCCCUUCCAGUUGUCCCCGGCACCUGGCAGCUGUCCCCAGCAAGAGGGGUCCUCGGCUCCAGGACAGCAGAUGGACAUGCCGCCUGCCCUCCCCGAGAAGAAGCGCAGGAGCGCGGCCUCGCAGACCACGGACAGCUCCGGCUGCAGGGUGUCCUAUGAGCGACACCCCUCGCAAUACGACAACAUCUCUGAGGGUGACCUGCAGAACCCAGCCUCGGCCCCGUCUGUCCCCUUCACGCCCUUUGCUGCUGUUCUCCCCUUUCAGCAAGGAGGGUCCCCAGCCUCUGUCGAGUUUGUGGGUGACUUCACCGUUCCUGAAUCAUCGGGUGACCCGGAAAAACCGCCUCCUCUACCAGAGAAGAAAAACAAACACAUGCUGGCCUACAUGCAGCUGCUGGAGGACUACUCGGAGCCGCAGCCGUCCGUGUUCUACCAGACGCCGCAGAACGAGCACAUCUACCAGCAGAAGAACAAGCUCCUCAUGGAGGUGUACGGCUUCAACGACUCCUUCAGCGCCGAGGCCCCGCAGGAGCUGGCCCCGCCCCCCGCCCUGCCCCCCAAGCAGCGGCAGCUGCAGGCCUCCUAUGCUGCUUCUUCCUUCUCCUCUGUCUCCUACUGUGUCCAGCAAACUAAAGUGGCCUUCACCCCCGAGGACGGCAGUGCCACUCAGGGCAUCAGUGUGUCCGUCUCUAACUCCUUUCUCAGCCGGCACGGCAACUUGCCCGUGCCCUCGUAUAAAUCUGUGUUUAGGUCCUACUCCCAGGAUUUCGUGCCUCACAACCAAGCUUCCGUUCAGCCUUUCCUCCCGUCUACCCCCUCUUCCUCUCCACACUUCCCGCCCGUCCACCAGUCUCAGAGCUCUGACUUAGCGGUGCCGACCGUGGCCAGUCUGCCUCCCAGCACCGUGGACGGGCCUCUCUCGUCUUCUCAGGAGAGCAGCUUUCAUGGGAACACUGUCUGCCUUCCUUCCGAAACCUCUCUCACUGACUCGCCCCCGACGCCUUCGAGUGAAAACGCCAGCGAGGAGGCUGGUGAGGGUGAAUACGUCAAUCUGUAUUCCUCUGGCCAGAGCAGCGAGGAGCUGCCUCACUCCCGAGGAGAAUCACCAGCUACGAAAGACGGACAUCCCAGAGACCCCGCAUUGGGCAGCGGCGCACCUGGGAAGGAGAGCAGAGACGGCGAAAGGGCCCCAAGGUCACCAGAUGCUUCAGAGUUGGCUCGGUCGGAGGAGGAAGUUGACGAGCUGUCCCUCAUCGACCAUAAUGAAAUCAUGGCAAGGCUGACACUGAAGCAACAGGGUGACGAUGGGCCGGACGUCCGUGGCGGGUCCGGAGAUAUCCUGCUGGUGCACGCUACUGAGACAGACAGGAAAGACUUGGUGUUGUACUGUGAGGCCUUCUUGACCACCUACAGGACCUUCAUCACCCCAGAGGAGCUCAUCAAGAAGCUGCAGUACAGGUACGAGAAGUUCUCUCCCUUCGCCGACACGUUCAAGAAACGCGUGAGCAAGAACACGUUCUUCGUGCUGGUGCGGGUGGUGGAUGAGCUCUGCCUAGUGGAGUUGACAGAAGAGAUCUUGAAGCUGUUGAUGGAACUGGUCUUUCGCUUGGUGUGCAACGGGGAGCUCAGCCUGGCGCGCGUGCUCCGGAAGAACAUCCUGGACAAGGUGGACCAGAAGAAGCUGCUCAGGUGUGCCAACUCCGACCAGCCCCUGGCAGCCAGGGGGGUGGCCGCCAGGCCGGGGACGUUACACGACUUCCACAGCCAUGAGAUAGCUGAGCAGCUGACCCUGCUGGACGCUGAGCUCUUUUAUAAAAUAGAGAUUCCUGAGGUUUUGCUUUGGGCCAAGGAGCAGAAUGAGGAGAAAAGCCCCAACUUGACCCAGUUCACGGAGCACUUCAACAACAUGUCUUACUGGGUCCGCUCAAUAAUCAUGUUACAAGAAAAAGCCCAGGACAGGGAGCGGCUGCUGUUGAAGUUCAUCAAGAUCAUGAAGCACCUGCGGAAGCUGAACAACUUUAACUCCUACCUGGCCAUCCUCUCGGCACUGGACUCGGCGCCCAUCCGCAGGCUGGAGUGGCAGAAACAGACCUCGGAGGGCCUGGCCGAGUACUGCACACUGAUCGACAGCUCGUCCUCCUUCCGCGCCUACCGGGCCGCCCUCUCCGAGGUGGAGCCCCCCUGCAUCCCGUACCUGGGGCUUAUCCUGCAGGACCUCACCUUUGUUCACCUGGGAAACCCAGACUAUAUCGACGGGAAGGUGAACUUUUCCAAACGGUGGCAGCAGUUCAACAUCCUGGACAGCAUGCGAUGCUUCCAGCAAGCGCACUACGACAUCCGGAGAAACGAUGACAUCAUCAACUUCUUCAAUGACUUCAGCGACCACCUGGCGGAGGAGGCGCUGUGGGAACUGUCUCUGAAGAUCAAGCCCAGGAAUAUAACGAGGAGAAAAACAGACCGGGAGGAGAAAACCUAGAAGCUGGUGGCGUGAGCGAGGAGAACACGGCUCGAGAGGGGCCCCGAGGGCGGCUCCGAGACCGGGAGGGACGUUGGACCUGUCCCCGGGCAGGCUGCACGCGUCCUGGCCCCGAGGCCCAGCCAGCCCUCGGCUGUGACGGGUGGGAGCCCCGGCAGCCUCCCAGCCCCGCGGGAGCAGACGCCAGGCCCGCAGUGGAGCCAGCAGGCGGGUCUCGUUCCCGAUUUGUGAACCCCGUGGUGUUGGUUUCUGCUUUCACUUCUGUGUCCCCCUCCGCACCCCUCCCCCGCCUGGCAACAGCACAGGGAUGUCAGCAGACAGGGUGGGGGCGGGGAUGGUGGCCUCUUCGCCCCCCCCUGGGUCCUGGAUCUGCUGACGUGACACACAGGUAGAG
Molecule: messenger RNA, 11490 nt
Organism: Acinonyx jubatus (cheetah)
Lineage: Eukaryota; Metazoa; Chordata; Mammalia; Carnivora; Felidae
Gene: RAPGEF1
Product: Rap guanine nucleotide exchange factor 1
Exons: 27
Coding region: 7284-11096 (1270 amino acids)
Biological process (GO): Ras protein signal transduction; positive regulation of GTPase activity
Cellular component (GO): plasma membrane
Molecular function (GO): guanyl-nucleotide exchange factor activity
Source: RefSeq, a predicted model, not a curated record